CGUCCCAAUUCGCGCUCGGUUGUGCGCAGUAGCGAAGCGCUCUUGAUCGCAAGUCCGCACGGCGGCUGUUCGGCUCCGCUCGGCUCCGCUCGGCUGUUUCCGCCUCCAUCAGUAUUCUCCCCGCGUCCGGCGUAGGCUGCUCGCGGACUGGAGCCGCAGAGGAGGUGCGCGAGCAGCCCGCAUCACCGCGCGCCCUCUCUCCCCUGUUCGGCGGGAGCUACCCAACCGUCGCUGUCCUCGCGAGAGAAGGAGAGAAGGAGAGAAGGAGGGAGGAGAGAGAGGAGAGAGCAGCUGUAACCGUCGCUUUCUUUGCGUUUUGUUUUCUUCUUUCUUUGUUUUGCUUUCCGUGUGGCGCGUGUGCGAUGCGCGGGCGCGGCGAGGCUCUCGCGGUCCUGUGAGCGGUCGGUCGGUCGGUCGGUGGAUGUGGAAAAACAGAAGAUGAUGAAUCUCUCCGGCUUCCUCCUGCCAGCUUUAUGGGGUCUGGCGCUCGGCGGAUCACCCAGCGUCCAAAUCGGCGGCCUCUUCCCCCGGGGGGCGGACCAGGAGUACAGCGCCUUUCGGGUCGGGAUGGUUCAGUUCGGCACGGCCGAAUUCCGCCUCACGCCACACAUCGACAACCUGGAGGUGGCCAACAGCUUCGCCAUCACCAACUGCUUCUGCUCCCAGUUCUCGCGGGGUGUGUAUGCCAUCUUUGGCUUCUACGAUAAGAAAUCUGUGAACACCAUCACGUCGUUCUGCGAGACGCUGCACGUCUCCUUCAUCACGCCCAGUUUUCCUGCCGAUGGCCUCAACCAGUUUGUGCUGCAGAUGAGGCCAGAUAUCAAAGGCCCCCUCAUCAGCCUGGUGGAGUAUUACAAGUGGGAGAAGUUCGCCUACCUGUACGACAGUGACAGAGGCUUAUCCACUCUGCAGGCUGUCUUGGACACAGCGGCUGAGAGGAAGUGGCAGGUCACAGCAAUAAACGUGGGCAACCUGAAGGAUGAGAGGAAAGACGAGGCCUAUCGUUCGCUCUUCCAGGAUCUGGAGAACAAGAAGGAGAGGAGAGUCAUCCUGGACUGCGAACAGGACAAAGUCAAAGACAUCAUGGAGCAGGUCAUCACUAUUGGUCGACAUGUGAAAGGCUAUCAUUACAUCAUCGCCAAUUUUGGCUUUUUGGAUGGAGACCUCUCAAAGAUCCAGUAUGGGGGAGCGAAUGUGUCUGGAUUUCAGAUUGUGGAUUUCGAUGACCCUCUUGUUUCUAAGUUUGACCAGCGAUGGGAGGCUCUGGAGGAGAAAGAAUACCCUGGGGCAGACAGCAAGAUACGAUACACUUCGGCUCUGACGUAUGAUGCGGUUCAGGUGAUGACAGAAGCAUUCCGUUUCCUGCAUAAACAAAGAAUUGACAUCAGUCGGCGUGGCAACAACGGCGACUGUUUGGCCAAUCCGGCUGUGCCUUGGGCUCAGGGAGUGGAGAUAGAACGAGCCCUGAAACAGGUGCGAGUGGAUGGACUGACAGGAAACAUUCAAUUUGAUCAGUAUGGAAAGAGAGUGAAUUACUCAGUCAACAUCAUGGAGCUGAAAAACAGCGGCCCGGUGAAGAUUGGCUACUGGAAUGAGGUGGAUAAAAUGGUAGUCACCAAAUCAGACCUUUUCCCCAAUGACACCAUGGGUAUGGAGAACAAGACAGUUAUUGUGACUACCAUCUUGGAAGCACCUUAUGUGAUGCUGAAGAAGAACUCAGAGUUAUUUACUGAUAAUGAUCGUUAUGAGGGAUACUGUGUGGACUUGGCUGCUGAGAUCGCAAAGCAUUGUGGGUUUAAGUACCAGCUGAAGAUUGUCGGAGACGGGAAGUAUGGUGCAAGAGAUGCUGAGACCAAGAUUUGGAAUGGCAUGGUUGGAGAGCUGGUGUAUGGGAAAGCAGACAUAGCCGUAGCCCCCCUGACUAUCACACUAGUUCGUGAAGAGGUGAUUGACUUCUCCAAGCCUUUCAUGAGCCUGGGCAUUUCCAUCAUGAUUAAGAAGCCACAGAAGUCCAAGCCGGGCGUCUUCUCUUUCCUGGACCCACUGGCCUAUGAGAUCUGGAUGUGCAUUGUCUUUGCCUACAUCGGCGUCAGCGUCGUGCUGUUCCUCGUUAGCCGCUUUAGCCCAUACGAGUGGCACACGGAAGAGUUUGAGGAUGGGCAGCUGGGGGCCAGCGAGUCCACUAACGAAUUUGGCAUCUUUAAUAGUCUCUGGUUUUCUUUGGGCGCUUUUAUGCAGCAGGGAUGCGAUAUUUCACCAAGGUCUUUAUCUGGGCGUAUAGUUGGUGGUGUGUGGUGGUUCUUCACUCUCAUCAUCAUUUCGUCCUACACGGCUAACCUGGCUGCCUUUCUCACUGUGGAGAGGAUGGUGUCCCCCAUCGAGAGCGCUGAGGAUCUUGCCAAGCAGACUGAAAUCGCCUACGGAACCCUUGACGCAGGCUCAACCAAAGAGUUCUUCAGGAGGUCAAAGAUCGCGCUGUUUGACAAAAUGUGGCAGUACAUGAAGAGUGCCGAACCAUCUGUCUUUGUGAAGAGCACGGUAGAAGGCGUCUUGCGCGUGCGCAAGUCCAAAGGCAAAUACGCCUACCUGCUGGAGUCCACCAUGAACGAGUACAUAGAGCAGCGCAAACCCUGCGACACCAUGAAGGUCGGCGGCAACCUGGAUUCCAAGGGCUACGGCAUCGCUACACCCAAAGGAUCUGCUUUAAGAAACGCGGUAAACCUUGCAGUGCUAAAACUGAACGAGCAGGGGCUUCUGGAUAAAUUGAAAAACAAAUGGUGGUACGACAAAGGAGAGUGCGGCAGCGGAGGCGGGGAGUCAAAGGAGAAGACGAGUGCACUGAGCUUGAGCAAUGUGGCGGGGGUCUUCUACAUCCUGGUGGGCGGCCUGGGGCUGGCCAUGCUGGUCGCUCUGGUGGAGUUCUGCUACAAGUCACGAGCCGAGGCCAAGCGCAUGAAGGUUGCCAAGACUCAGGCUCUAAAUCCCCCCUCUUCCUCGCAGAAUUCUCAGAAUUUUGCCACUUAUAAGGAAGGGUACAACAUGACGUUCACGGACGCCAUGCGCAGUAAGGCCAGGUUGUCUAUAACUGGCAGUACCGGGGAAAACGGUAGAGUGCUGACUCCAGACUUCUCUAAAGCCGUCCAUGCUGUGCCCUACAUGAGACCAGGCAUGGCAAUGCCUCUCAACAUGAGCGAGCUGUCCUGAGUGCCUUACACACACGUGCACGCACACACACACACACACACACACACACACACACACACACACACACAGUUGUACACAUUUUCUUACAUAUAAACACAUGUUCAUGCAGAACCAGGGUCAUAUACAUAUAUAUAUAUACACAUAAUAACCCAGCUGUCUCACACUGAGUGGCCCUAUUAUCAAAGACACAUAGACAUAUGAUUUCCGUAGAUGUCAAAAUGGUCAUAAACAAGUAAAAACUUUUCUACGAUAAUGCUGAUGUUUGCUAGUGCCCCUGUAAGAUUAUAGAAGUACAGUAACUGAGGUUCACAUGAACACGAGCAGAUGAAGCUUGUAAACGACUUUUUUUUAUUUGAAGCUUUAUUUCAAACAGAGAUUAACAUAUAGAUUUUACUCUGUAUGUAGCAGGUUUAAAGUGACUCCCAGCAAAGUUUAAAGUGGUUUAAAGUGACUCUCAGUAAAGAGCUGCCGCUGCAAUUUCCAUAACGAACAAUGGCCUGAAAGGCAGUUGUACAGCUCAUAUUCGCAUUCAGUGACACAUCUAGGAUCAUAUUAAGAUCAGAAAUCAAAACACGGUUGACUGCUUCCACUGUCACUUCCUGAUUAUGUUGGUGGUUAAUCUGAUACUUUAGGCCAAUCGGAGAGCUCAAUUGGCUGUAUCUACCUAAUAGGAUCAUUUUUGCUUGGGGGUUCACGAAUAUAACCAGCCAAAAGAGGAUCACUACAGUACUUGUAGAAUUUAAAUACAGCCAGCAUGAAAACAGCAAAAAAUUACAGAACUGUAUGUUUUUAUUUCACACAAAUCAUAAAGGCCCUACAAAUCCGCAUCUAUGAAUACACACACAUCCACACCUACAAAUACGCAAAAAUCUACACAAUAAACACAAGCACACACACACACACACACACACUCGCAAGACACUUGUACAUACAAACAGACAAAUGUACAGACACCUUGUGUACAUGUGGACAUUUUAACAUGAACUCCGGUUUACAUCGGUUCACACAUGCACGCUGUUGAGCUACACAAACGAUCAGCACUACAUGCUCACGCACACCUCCGAUCUUCAGUUUCCACUGGCAUUUUUUCCACACCCAAGCCGAGGACUCGUAAUCGUGCACUGAGGAGCAGCUCAACAUCUGUUUCCAUAGCAACAUGUUUUUGGAAUCUCUGAUUCUGAAGAACACAAAGCACACUUGAAUCAUCUGCAUCAAACGUGAUGUUCUUUCAUUUCACUCGAAAAAAUCAAAAGAAAAAAUCUUUUUUGAAGUACUUUUUAUUUCCAAAAAAAAAAAAACAACAACAACAGCAAAGAAACUGCUUCCAUAUUGUAAAAUAUACUUAUGAAUUUACUUCAGUUUCAAAAGCCAAAUGAGUUCAUUUCAAGUAGGUGCAAUGUUUGAACUAAAUCAUUUAAUACUAUCAUAGGAAUCACAUAUUGAGAAAAAAAAAACAAAUAUUGAUCAUGUAAAUAACGACACUUUUGUUCUUUUGAUGUUAAUGUUAAUAUGACGAUGCUCGACGGGAAAAAAUCCUUUGGAUUUUGUUUUUCUUCUGAGAAGUUUGAGUUGUUGAAACGUGAUGUUCAUUUUGUUGACGUUUGUUGUUCCCUUAGUUGUUUUGUUUUUCGUUCAGUUUUUCGGAUCGUGUUCUGAUCCUGUUUGUUUAGCCUACGGACGAUGCAAGCAGUAGUUUUAUAGUUCUGUCGUCAAGAUGAAGAAAAAAAAGACUGAAAUGAAAAACACUUCCACUCAGACUUUUACAUUUCUCUUUUGAGGGGGUUCAUCAGAAAGAACAUAUUAAUUAAAAUAUGAACAUUUAUUAAUAUCUUAGACCUAAUUACAAUACCCCCCCCCCUCCCCCGCUCCCUCGGCAGUAUUUUUUAAUGCCAAAUAGUGACCUGUGCCAAAAUACUUGUGGCAAGUUUGCGUGGACUCAGUAACAAUGCCUCACCUGUGAUGUUUAUCUUUUAUAAAUCUCGUUUAGAAGAUGUUUCUUUUUUCCAUUGUGUCACUCAACAUGUACAUUAAAUGAUGUGCACUACUAUAUGCAGUCUUAACUGUGAAGCGCAUGAGAACCUUUAGUUUAAUCUUUUUUUUUUCAAAGCGAUGAUUGAUGAUGAUGAUGAUGAUGAUGCCACUGACUUUAGAUAAAUAGAAAUUCCAUAGUCAAAUAUGACCUGAAAAGUAAGAGAAAGAGUAUAUAAUUGCAGAUAUAUUGAUAAUUAUUAAUAAUUCUAUUGAAAUUCUAUGCCGAGCACCCUUUUCUAUGCCAUGCUGUGUAACUGCAAUCUUGUCCAUUAGUUUUAUAUGUAUAUGUAUUGUAUAUACAAACAGAGACCAUCCAUGUGUAUAACUUAAAUCUCUAAUUGUAUGAACACAUUCACACGGUACAUACAGAGAACGCAGGUUGGUUCGAGUUUGAAAGCUGGUGGGCGUGAAAACUUCCUUGAUGCCAAACCUCAAGCGAACACACAAACACACACACAAAUGGACUUGAAUCGUCACUAGGUUUUCAUUGGGAGAGUUGAGCUGAACCGGAGGAGAUUUUUGUAACUGGAAUGUGGAUCGACUGCUUUAUUUUUUGGACUUUUGGAAUAAACAGAGGCUGAGAAAGUA
Molecule: messenger RNA, 5823 nt
Organism: Pygocentrus nattereri (red-bellied piranha)
Lineage: Eukaryota; Metazoa; Chordata; Actinopteri; Characiformes; Serrasalmidae
Gene: gria2a
Product: glutamate receptor, ionotropic, AMPA 2a
Exons: 16
Coding region: 439-3204 (921 amino acids)
Biological process (GO): modulation of chemical synaptic transmission; monoatomic ion transport; synaptic transmission, glutamatergic
Cellular component (GO): AMPA glutamate receptor complex; dendritic spine; postsynaptic membrane
Molecular function (GO): transmitter-gated monoatomic ion channel activity involved in regulation of postsynaptic membrane potential; AMPA glutamate receptor activity
Source: RefSeq, a predicted model, not a curated record